Messenger RNA from Phyllostomus discolor (pale spear-nosed bat), 1900 nucleotides. It is a transcript of the gene OLFM2, whose product is annotated as olfactomedin 2. The record is from RefSeq and is a predicted model, not a curated record. Bases 83 to 1447 code for a protein of 454 amino acids. Lineage: Eukaryota; Metazoa; Chordata; Mammalia; Chiroptera; Phyllostomidae. The transcript is spliced from 6 exons. Gene Ontology annotation, biological process: signal transduction.
CGGGGUCGCGCCUGUGCCCGUCCCCGCGCCAAGGCACCGCCAGGGUGGGCGCGGGGACAGAAGGCCGGGCUGGGGGCGCGUCAUGUGGCCGCUCACGGUCCUGCCGCUGCUGCUGCUGCUGCUGUGUUCAGGCCUCGCCGGACAGACCCUCUUCCAAAGCCCAGAGGAAGGCUGGCAACUGUAUACUUCGGCCCAGGCCCCUGAUGGGAAAUGCAUCUGCACGGCGGUGAUCCCUGCCCAGAGCACCUGCUCCCGAGAUGGCAGGAGUCGAGAGCUGCGGCAGCUGAUGGAGAAGGUCCAGAAUGUCUCCCAGUCCAUGGAGGUCCUUGAAUUGCGGACGUACCGUGACCUCCAAUAUGUACGCAGCAUGGAGACCCUCAUGCGGAGCCUGGAUGCACGCCUCCGGGCAGCUGAUGGGUCCCUCUCAGCCAAGAGCUUCCAGGAACUAAAGGACAGGAUGACGGAGCUGUUGCCCCUGAGCUCAGUCCUGGAGCAGUAUAAGGCAGACACGCGGACUAUCGUGCGCCUGCGGGAAGAGGUGAGGAAUCUGUCCGGCAGCCUCGCAGCCAUCCAGGAGGAGAUGGGUGCCUACGGGUAUGAGGACCUACAGCAGCGGGUGAUGGCUCUGGAGGCCCGGCUCCACGCCUGUGCCCAGAAGCUGGGCUGUGGGAAGCUGACCGGGGUCAGUAACCCCAUCACCAUUCGAGCCAUGGGGUCCCGCUUUGGUUCCUGGAUGACCGACACGAUGGCCCCCAGUGCGGAUAGCCGGGUCUGGUACAUGGAUGGUUAUUACAAGGGCCGGCGUGUCCUGGAGUUCCGCACUCUGGGAGACUUCAUCAAAGGCCAGAACUUUAUCCAGCAUCUGCUGCCCCAGCCGUGGGCAGGCACAGGCCAUGUGGUGUACAAUGGCUCCCUGUUCUACAACAAGUACCAGAGCAACGUGGUGGUCAAGUACCACUUCCGCUCCCGCUCCGUGCUGGUGCAGAGGAGCCUUCCGGGAGCCGGUUACAACAACACCUUCCCCUACUCUUGGGGUGGCUUCUCCGACAUGGACUUCAUGGUGGACGAGAGCGGGCUCUGGGCUGUGUACACCACCAACCAGAAUGCAGGCAACAUCGUGGUCAGCCGGCUGGACCCGCACACCCUGGAGGUCAUGCGGUCCUGGGACACCGGCUACCCCAAGCGCAGUGCUGGGGAGGCCUUCAUGAUCUGUGGUGUGCUCUACGUGACCAACUCCCACCUGGCCGGGGCCAAGGUCUAUUUUGCUUACUUCACCAACACGUCCAGCUACGAGUACACGGACGUGCCCUUCCACAAUCAGUACUCCCACAUCUCCAUGCUGGAUUACAACCCCCGGGAGCGGGCCCUCUACACCUGGAACAAUGGCCACCAGGUGCUCUACAACGUCACCCUCUUCCAUGUCAUCAGCACUGCUGGGGACCCCUAGAAGGCCACCAGGGGCCCUUUCUACUCUGCCUGUGUCCCUUCAAGUUGGUCUGUCUGUUGUGCCCUGCCUCCCCUCCUGUCCCUUUAUCUCUGUCCCUGCCUUUGGCCCAGCUUUCCUUCUCUGCCUCUGUAUUUCUCCCGGUGCAUUUUCUCUGUGUUGUCUCUUCUCCUUUAUUGAUCUGAUUUUGAUACUCCAGUUGUCAUUCUGCCUUUUUAUUGAUGUCACUGUCUCUUUGUUUUUAUUGAUCUGACUCUCCAGAUCAUUCCCUGUCCCUGCCUGUCUCUUCCUCAUCCCUCCCUCCCCUCCCUCUUUGCUUCCCUCCCACUCCCUUCCCCUUCUCUUUGAACCCUCCCUCUCGCCCUCGAAGGAGUUGAGUGCAUGGAUCUGUUUCUCUUUAUUUUUUAUUUACACCUUUUUUUCCUGGGUUGCCGGAAUAAACGGGACCUUUGACAU